Messenger RNA from Sparassis crispa, 3636 nucleotides. Its product is annotated as Putative coatomer subunit. The record is from RefSeq and is a predicted model, not a curated record. Bases 1 to 3636 code for a protein of 1211 amino acids. NCBI's taxonomy places the organism in Eukaryota, Fungi, Basidiomycota, Agaricomycetes, Polyporales, Sparassidaceae. The transcript has 15 exons. Gene Ontology annotation, cellular component: COPI vesicle coat. Gene Ontology annotation, biological process: retrograde vesicle-mediated transport, Golgi to endoplasmic reticulum; intra-Golgi vesicle-mediated transport; intracellular protein transport. Gene Ontology annotation, molecular function: protein binding; structural molecule activity.
AUGUCGGUCAUGUUGACAAAAUUCGAGUCCAAGAGCAACCGUGUCAAAGGACUUGCAUUCCACCCCACUCAGCCGUUGCUCGCUGCGUCGCUGCAUAAUGGAAGUGUACAGCUGUGGAACUAUCGUAUGGGUGUGCUGGUAGACAGGUUUGAGGAGCAUGAAGGUCCGGUACGAGGAGUUGCUAUCCACCCUAGUCGUGCGCUCUUGGUGACCGGUGGGGAUGACUACAAAAUUAAAGUCUGGGACAUUCGACCUCAGAGUAGGCGUUGCCUAUUCACUCUGCAUGGGCAUCUCGAUUAUGUCCGCACAGUUCAGUUUCACCAUGAAAUGCCCUGGAUCCUUUCAUGUUCGGAUGAUCAAACAAUUCGGAUCUGGAACAGCACAUCUCGUAACUGCAUAGCCAUCCUUACCGGCCAUUCGCACUACGUCAUGUCCGCCCAGUUCCAUCCUAAAGAGGACCUCAUCGUCUCAGCCUCGCAAGAUCAGACUGUACGCGUCUGGGAUAUCUCCGGUCUUCGCAAGAACACGCCGAAUUCUGCGCCUGGCACAUUCGAUACCUUUGACAAUUUCUCGACGGUCAAGUACGUAUUGGAAGGUCAUGACCGUGGAGUGAAUUAUGCUGCCUUCCACCCCACCCUCCCGCUCAUCGUAUCUGCUGCGGACGACCGGCAAAUCAAGAUAUGGAGGAUGAGUGACACCAAAGCAUGGGAGGUAGAUGCGUGCAGAGGUCAUUUCAAUAACGUGUCGACCGCUCUUUUCCACCCAAAACAUGAGCUGAUUGUCUCAUGUGGAGAGGACAAAACCGUGCGUGUCUGGGAUCUGACCAAACGAUCCGCAGUGCAGACUUUCAGAAGAGAGAAUGACCGGUUCUGGGUCUUGGCUGCGCAUCCCGAACUAAAUUUGUUCGCAGCUGGUCACGACAAUGGUUUGAUUGUCUUCAAAUUGGAGCGUGAGCGACCGGCCUUCGCGAUGCACCAAGAUACCUUAUUCUACGUGCGCGACAAGUACGUCAGAGCAUACGAUCUCAACACGGGAUCGGAUAUUGGUUUGCUUAGCGUGCGAAAAUUCGGGAGCCCAUAUGUUCCUCCUAGGACGUUGAGUUACAACCCUGCUGAGCGUGCAGUGGUCCUGACGAUAUCAUCCGACAAUGGCCUGUUCGAGUUGACAUCACUCCCGAAGGACGCUGUAGGAGAGGUGAAGGACUCUUCGACUGACGGAAAGAGAGGCCCAGGACAUGCUGCAAUCUUCGUUGCGCGUAAUAGGUUUGCGGUGCUGAACAAGACUUCUCAGCUCAUUGAAGUGCGUGACAUUUCCAAUUCCGUCGUGAAGACCAUCAAGGCGCCUGUUCAGACCAACGAGAUCUUCUACGGAGGAACCGCCAGCAUCAUACUCAGUUCUCCUACCUCUGUUGUGCUGUACGAUAUUCAGCAACAGAAGAGUCUUGCCGAGAUAACAACACCCCCGGUGAAGUAUGUUGUGUGGAGUGCUGAUGGAUCACUGGUUGCGCUGUUAAGCAAACAUACGAUCACGAUUGCCAACAAGAACUUCUCCCAGCAUACCCUCAUCCAUGAGACGAUUCGCAUCAAGUCGGGAGCUUGGGAUGAUUCUGGUGUAUUCAUCUAUUCGACCUUGAAUCAUAUCAAGUACUGCCUUGCACAAGGUGACCAUGGCGUGAUAUGUACCCUGGACAACCCUGUAUACCUGACCCGAGUGAAGGGUAAAACCGUAUAUUGCCUGGACCGCUCUGCCCGCCCUCGCACUAUCACUAUCGACCCUACAGAGUACCGCUUCAAACUCGCGUUACUGCGGAACAACCAGGAGGAAAUGUUAUACAUUAUUCGCACGUCUAAUCUCUUGGGCCAGAGUAUCAUCGCAUAUCUCCAGCAAAAGGGCUUCCCGGAGAUUGCCUUGCACUUUGUCCAAGACAAAAAUACGCGAUUCGAUCUGGCUAUCGAAUGCGGCAAUCUUGAUGUCGCUUUGGAAAUGGCUCGUGCUAUCGACCGACCUGAGUGUUGGGAACGUUUGGCACAGCAAGCGCUAAAGCAAGGGAAUCACAAGGUCGUGGAGAAGGCGUAUCAACAGACGAAGAACUUCGACCGGCUAUCGUUCCUGUAUCUAGCCACCGGCAGCAUAGACAAGUUGUCGAAAAUGCAGAAGAUCGCUGACGCACGGGGCGAUCCGAUGUCGAGAUUCCACAAUGCGUUGUAUGCUGGUGAUGUGCUCGGGAGAAUUUCUGUUCUGAGGGACGUUGGACUUCAUCCGUUGGCAUACCUGACGGCGAAGACAAAUGGCUUAGACGACGUUGCACUGGAGAUCCUGGGGGCUGCUGGUCUGGACGAAACGGAUGUGGACGACGUGCCUUCAUUCGGCCUGUCCGCCUUGAAACCCCCACCAGUGAUUACUCCAAUUGUGGAUCUCAACUGGCCUUCUAUCUCGACAGGAGAAAGCUUCUUCGACCGCGCACUCGCCAACGGGAACUUGGAGUCGGGAGGAGAUGUUCCGUAUGUCAAUGGGUACGACACUGCUGGUGCUGCCGCGUCGUCCGCGCUGGAUGAGUGGGCGCGGGAGGAAGAGGCACAAGAAGAGAUCGAGGCUGAAGAAGGCGCUUGGGAUCUGGAUGCUGAUGGCGAGGAAGCUCAUGAAGAAGUGGAAAAGGAAGAAGAGAUCCCUGAAGAGGAUGCUGACCUUGGAGCGGGUGCUGCACCUGGCGUUAGUGAGACAGAGCUCUGGACGCGCAAUUCACCAUUCGCUGCAGAUCACGUCGGCGCUGGAUCGUUCGAAACGGCCAUGCAGCUACUGAAUCGCCAAUUCGGAGUCGUCAACUUUACUCUUCUCAAGCCUCUAUUCCUCUCGAUAUAUCGGUCAUCACAUGCGUAUUACUCUCCGCUUGCGUCGCUACCGCCACUGCAAUUACACCUGCGACGCAACCCCGAGGAAGCAUCACCAAGUCGUGUCUUACCUAUCGCUGUGCGGUCGCUGCAGUCUAUCCGUGCAGAGUUGUCAGAAGGCUUCCGAGCUGUCUCGGGUAACAAGCUACUAGAAGCUCAGGCAGUAUUCCGCUCCGCUCUGCGGGCCCUCCUACUGGUGGCUGUAUCUUCAGAUGCCGAAGCGAAGGAGUGGCGUGAUGCGGUUACGUCUUCCCGGGAAUAUCUCCUCGGUGUCACGCUUGAACUCGAGCGGAGGCGCGUAGCACAAGAAGAGCCUGACAAUGUCCGACGCAGUCUUGAGUUGGCGGCGUACUUCACACAUUGUCAACUCCAGCCUCCACACAUGCAGAUUGCUUUGCGCAGUGCCAUUAGUGUCUUCGCGAAAGCCAACAAUCACGUCACAGCAGCGAGGUUUGCCAGGCGACUCCUUGAACUCAGCCCGGAUCCCAAGAUUAUUGCGCAGGCACGACAACGCAUUGCCGCUGGUGACCGCAACCCGAGAAACGCAGUGGAGAUCUCCUACGACGAAUUCACAGAAUUUGAGAUUUGCGCAGCGAGCUUCACUCCCAUCUACAAGGGUUCCCCUUCCGUUCGCUGUCCGUAUACGGAUGCCGCUUUCCUGCCCGAGUUCAAGGGAAAGCUCGACCCUCUUUCACAGCUCACGGAGAUCGGUGCCCCGUCUUCUGGUCUGCCCGCGCCACGGUCAUAG